AUGCCAUUUGGAUUUGGGAGCUCAUCCUACUACGACCGCCAAUUCCGCCAAUCGCCCGCUCUCAUCAGGGCCCGGAAACCAUACCUCGUCAAGAAUGCCGUCGUCGGUUCCGCCAUUGCUGCCUUCACCAUAGGCAUUUACAUUUACACUAUUCGAGCUAUCGGCCAAGACGAGUUCGAAGACGUCAAGGUCCCCGACGCACCUGUGCAGUCAUCUCAAAGAUGA
Xylaria bambusicola is the source of this 225-nucleotide messenger RNA. RefSeq lists its product as uncharacterized. Gene Ontology annotation, cellular component: mitochondrial inner membrane. The transcript has 3 exons. Bases 1 to 225 code for a protein of 74 amino acids. The record is from RefSeq and is a predicted model, not a curated record. Gene Ontology annotation, biological process: mitochondrial respiratory chain complex IV assembly. Lineage: Eukaryota; Fungi; Ascomycota; Sordariomycetes; Xylariales; Xylariaceae.